GCAGGAUGGAUGCAGUAGAGAAGAGGGUCCAUGUGUUUGUGCGAGUCAAGCCAACGGCCCAUUUUGCUCAAGAUAUGAUCAAAUUCGGGCCAGACAACAAGAGUAUAGAUAUAUACAUCAAAAAAGAUGCCAAGAAAGGGGUGGUGAAUAACAAGCAGACUGACUGGUCCUUUAGGCUGGAUGGCGUCCUUCACAACACCUCCCAGGAACUGGCUUAUGAGACCGUGGCGCAGAGAUUGGUGUCCGAAGCUCUAAUUGGCUAUAAUGGCACGAUAAUGUGCUAUGGGCAAACGGGGGCUGGUAAAACGUACACGAUGAUGGGAGCAACUGCUGAGUACAAGCAUCGAGGAAUCAUACCCCGAGCCAUCCAGCAGGUCUUCAAAGCAACUGCACAGUCCGUUGAUCCAUUUGUCACUGUCCGAAUAUCCUACCUGGAAAUCUACAACGAGACCUUGUUUGACCUCCUGUCCACCAUGACAAGCAGUGGCAGCAGUGACAUGCAGAUGGCUGUGGUGGACUGCCCGCAGGGUGUUUACGUGAAGGGCUUAUCCAUACAUUCGGUUAGCCAUGAGGAAGAUGCUCUCAAUCUCCUUUUUGAGGGCGAGACCAACAGGGUGAUAGCAGAGCACACGCUGAAUAAAAACUCAUCCAGAUCCCACUGCAUCUUCACUAUUUAUAUUGAGUCUCGUUUCAGAGUUUUCUCAGAUGUCAGAUGCAUCCACUCUAAAAUCAACUUAAUAGACCUGGCAGGCUCAGAGAGACUGAGCAAGACUGGAUCUGAGGGACAAGUUCUGAAGGAAGCCGCGUACAUCAACAAGUCCCUGUCAUUCCUUGAGCAAAUCAUCAUUGCCCUGGCUGAUCCCAAGAGGGACCACAUCCCCUUCCGGCAGAGCAAGCUGACUCACGUUCUCAAGGACUCGCUAGGGGGAAACUGCAAUACUGUCCUCGUGGCAAAUAUCUGUGGGGAAGCUGUGCACGUGGAAGAGACG
Molecule: messenger RNA, 989 nt
Organism: Eurypyga helias (sunbittern)
Lineage: Eukaryota; Metazoa; Chordata; Aves; Eurypygiformes; Eurypygidae
Product: kinesin-like protein KIF9
Exons: 8
Biological process (GO): microtubule-based movement
Molecular function (GO): ATP binding; microtubule motor activity; microtubule binding
Source: RefSeq, a predicted model, not a curated record